Molecule: messenger RNA, 679 nt
Organism: Aspergillus aculeatinus CBS 121060
Lineage: Eukaryota; Fungi; Ascomycota; Eurotiomycetes; Eurotiales; Aspergillaceae
Exons: 1
Coding region: 128-520 (130 amino acids)
Source: RefSeq, a predicted model, not a curated record
AUCCAAGACCAAUAGGGUACCUGCUUAGCUCAGUUUCUGACAUGCAGGGAGGACUGGUGGCUUGAAUCAGUAAAAAUGAAGAGCGCACCUCAGAUGACACUCGCUCCCUCCUUCAUCCCAACUGCCUAUGCUGCAAGCCGAUCGAUGUUUCGGCGGCUGCAGGAGCCAUGGAGCCAUGACGAUUGAGGACCGUUUUUCCGCGUGCGCGUUAUUUCUUUUUCCCUUUUUCCCUUUUUCUCUUUUUUCCUCCCCUCUAGCCAGUUCGCAGGUCGAUGAGUGGGCCUCAAUGACCCCAUCUGGACCCUCCCCGCAACUCCUCCCGAAACACGCUCAUGCUCAUGCUCAUGAUCUGAUCUCGGGAUUCCAGAGUGACUCCUCUUGUUCAUACAACCGCCUCAACUAUAAAUCCCUCAUGGUUCCCACUCUCUGCAGGGUGUUUUUAAUUCUAGCUAGACUUGAUCGAUCCUCUACUACACCUAAAUUCGAGUUGCCUUACCUCAACUUUCCACAAAGCUGCUAGACCGACACACACACAUCAUAAUACAAUACAUACCUCGAACUCGUUGUCCACCUCAUCGCGUCGCGUCGCAUCGCAUCGUAUCACACCAGCCUCCAUCUCCAACACCUUGCCCCUCAAGACCAUCACAAUGAUUGCCAUCCAAUUUGCCCGCCCUACCAU